Molecule: messenger RNA, 1094 nt
Organism: Etheostoma cragini (Arkansas darter)
Lineage: Eukaryota; Metazoa; Chordata; Actinopteri; Perciformes; Percidae
Product: olfactory receptor 142-like
Exons: 1
Coding region: 30-1004 (324 amino acids)
Biological process (GO): G protein-coupled receptor signaling pathway
Cellular component (GO): membrane
Molecular function (GO): G protein-coupled receptor activity; olfactory receptor activity
Source: RefSeq, a predicted model, not a curated record
CAUUGCACUGCACAUUCUGGAUCACUCAGAUGCUUUUAAAUAUGAAUUUCUCUGACGUGACAUAUUUUUAUCUAUCUGAUUACCAUGGAAUGGAGGACAUUAAGCCAAUGUACUUCAGCAUCUUUUUGAUUAUAUACAUGACUAUUGUUGCUGAAAAUGUUGUGUUAAUCGGACUGGUCUGUUAUGAAAAAACCCUGCAUGAACCAAUGUAUUUUUUAUUGUGUAACUUGGCUGUGAAUGGCCUGUAUGGAAGCACUGCCUUACUGCCGGCCCUACUGAGCAACCUGCUGUCACACUCAUAUGAGAUAUCUUUAACAUUUUGUCAGACACAGAUCUUUGCCUUACACACAUAUGGCAUCAUUGAAUUCACAAUUCUAGCAGCUAUGAGUUAUGACAGGUAUGUGGCCAUUUGCUAUCCACUGCUUUAUCAUUCAGUCAUGUCACAGAGAGUUGUUAAACUUAUUGCUUUUACGUGGCUGUAUCCCAUGCUGGCAUUUGUCGUUGUUUUAAUUUUCACUCUUCGGCUGCGGUUUUGUGGGAGGACCAUAGAUAAGGUGUAUUGUAUGAAUUACCCGCUGGUGAAACUUGCCUGUACAGAUACAUCUAUUGACAACAUAGUUGGCCUGCUUUCUGUAGUUCUAUAUACACUUCCACAGAUCAUCAUGAUCUGUUAUUCAUAUGCGCACAUCCUGAGGAUCUGUGUCGUGUCGUUCAGCAAAUCCAAGCACAAAGCCCUCCGGACCUGCAUCCCACACCUGCUCGCGACAAUCAACUACUCUAUCGGGUGCGUUUUGGAAAUAGCACAAAGUCGAUUCAACAUUAGUCACCUGCCUUACAAAAGCAAGUUGUUUUUAUCUCUGUACUUUUUGAUAUUCCCACCCAUUCUUAAUCCGGUAAUCUACGGUUUGAGUAUUCAAAUCCUAAGGACACGAUUGUUUAAGCUUUUUCGCAGAAAAAGCAGGCAAGUAAAAAAUAAUGUAGCCAGGAGGCUGUUGGUAUGGUGACUUCAAAUUGCGUUCUGCAUGUUUUUGGGAGGACUGAUGCCUCUGGAAACACAUGAGCAACCGAAUGUCUUGUCUCUCCACGUUGUUUUA